AUCCACAGCAGUGGGACUUGAGUCAUUCUCCUCUGAGCUCAAGUCACAGGCUCAGCUCCUCCCUCGCUGCUGGCUGCCCGCUAACUAGCUCUCCUCUCCAGCAUCCAGACGGUGCUGAGCGACAGCAUCGCCAUCUUGGUGGCGGGGAACAACCGUAUCCAGGCCCUCCUCUCGAAGAUGGAGGAGAUAUGCAGGACCAUCCAGAGAACGGGCAUCAUCAGCAGCAGAGUCGGUGUGAUAAGUUUAACGGGCUGUAUGCCAUCCUGGAGGAGAGGAAGGAGGAGCUGGUGGGGAUGAUCAGCCGCCAGCAGGAUGACAAGCUGGACUACGUCGCCACGGAGACCACCUGGAGUGCGCGGGCAAGCUUGUGGGGACAGCCAUCCAGUCGAUGGAGGAGCCACAGAUGGCCGUGUUCCUACAGGAUCUCUGCCACUGCCAAGGCGUCCAACAUGGAGCGUCCAGAGCCGGGUUAUGAGAGCAUGGCCCAUUUUGUUACCAACACAGAGGAUGUGGCAGACAUGCUAAGGACCAUUGACUUCAACACAAGUAGGGCCUCAGGUUCUCACAGAGAAGACGGUUAUGAUCUGGAUGAGGGGGCCAGGACCUGGCAUCACUGCAACGGUGGACGUAGACUAUGGGAGAUACCAGUAGUUGAAAAGGAUCCCUCAGCAAAUGUUUGUGUUACCAACCCUGACCUUGAGCUACAGCUGCUGCUUUGAUCUCCAGUGGGAUUGGAGGUGGUGUUAACCACAGAAUUAAUCAUUGAAUGCAUAGCUAUGGUGUUAACACAGUGAGGAACAAGGC
Molecule: messenger RNA, 804 nt
Organism: Oncorhynchus tshawytscha (Chinook salmon)
Lineage: Eukaryota; Metazoa; Chordata; Actinopteri; Salmoniformes; Salmonidae
Product: tripartite motif-containing protein 54-like
Exons: 6
Coding region: 189-719 (176 amino acids)
Source: RefSeq, a predicted model, not a curated record